Messenger RNA from Lagopus leucura (white-tailed ptarmigan), 1323 nucleotides. Its product is annotated as arylamine N-acetyltransferase, liver isozyme. Lineage: Eukaryota; Metazoa; Chordata; Aves; Galliformes; Phasianidae. Gene Ontology annotation, molecular function: acetyltransferase activity. The coding region runs from base 213 to 1103 and encodes 296 amino acids. The transcript has 2 exons. The record is from RefSeq and is a predicted model, not a curated record.
CUACCUGCUGGCCCAGCUCAGCACUGCCAGCCCAGACGAAUCACAUGCAGUUGUGCUGGGAGAGGAGAAAAAAAAAGAGACUGCUCAGCUCAGAUUUCACUAGUUUGCUUUUUUCCUUAUCAGAGGCAAAGUCUUAAAGGCCUAGAAGGUUUCAGCAGCACCCUACCAGCUGUGAUUAACCCUACUGCUGCCACCUCCUGUGUACAGGUAAAAUGAACAUUCAGGAGUAUUUCUCAAGAAUUUCUUUUGAUGGCUCCCAUAAGGAUGCAGACUUGCAAACCUUAACAGCCAUCUUCCAGCAUCACAUCCAGGCGAUUCCUUUUGAAAACCUCAGCAUGCAUUGCGGAGAGACCAUUGACCUGGAUUUGCAAUCUACUUACAAUAAAAUAGUGAAAAAGAAACGUGGUGGAUGGUGCAUGGAAACAAACUAUCUUUUAUUUUGGGCUUUGAAAGAAAUGGGGUAUGACGUCUGUGUGCUCGGAGGAAAUAGUUAUGACCCAGCAAAGAAGGCAUACAUUGAUCAAAUAAAUCACAUCCUACUGAAGGUUGUGAUCAAGGGAAGUUCCUACAUAGUAGAUGCUGGUUUUGGUGGUGGUCCCUACCAAACAUGGUUGCCAAUGUUGCUGAUUUCUGGGAAGGAUCAGCCCCAGAUUCCUGGCAUCUUCCGCUUCACAGAAGACAGUGGCAUCUGGUACUUGGAGAAAGUCAAGAGGAAACAUUAUGUUCCAGACGGAAGUGCUCCUUUCUCUGAUACUCCAGAAAUGGGCAAUAUCAGAAAACUAUAUUCAUUCACUCUUGAGCCAAAACAUAUAGAUGACUUCCAGGAGCUAAACACAUACCUACAAGUGUGUCCGGAUACCAUACUUCAGAAGAAGUCCAUCUGCAGCCUCCAGACCACUGAAGGGUUUUAUGCCCUAGUUGGAUGGACCUUCUCUGAGAUGAAGUACAAGUACAAGGAGGACACAGACCUGCUGCAGACCACAACCCUGACAGAUGAAGAGAUUGCAGAGACACUGAAAGAAAAAUUCAACAUAGUGCUAGAGAACAAAUUGAUACCAGUUAAUGUUCGUGGCUUGCCACCUAAUCUGGUAGAUUCCAUAUAAUUCACAACACAGCUAAAUGAGUCUUUAAACGUCCAGUAUUGAAACUUCUAAAACUAACAUUAAAAGCACUAAUGAAUCCUAAAAAUUCAGCUAAUUAGAUAAACAGAAAGCUUGGUAAAUUCAAGUAUAUUGUUAGUUAACUGCCCAUACUCAUUUCAUAUUUUUUCUUACGCUUCUCCUUCAGAAACUAAAAUAUCUUACUUCCUUUAAUCUUCUCAUG